Messenger RNA from Phaeodactylum tricornutum CCAP 1055/1, 243 nucleotides. RefSeq lists its product with no specific name. The record is from RefSeq and is a predicted model, not a curated record. NCBI's taxonomy places the organism in Eukaryota, Bacillariophyta, Bacillariophyceae, Surirellales, Neidiaceae. The annotation marks the transcript as partial. The transcript has a single exon. Gene Ontology annotation, molecular function: protein binding.
CUUGUAAAUAAGGUUCUGUCUACCAUUCUCGACGAAGUUAUUGAGUACGACGAAGCUAACGGAGGCGUAUUCUCAGUUCCCGUUCCAAAGGAAGAUUUUCCCGAAUACUAUGAGCAAAUUGAGAAGCCCAUGGAUUAUGGUACAAUGCGGAAGAAACUGCAGAAUGGCGAGUACCGGUCUGCUCAGUCGAUGCAGAAGGAUUUUAUUUUGAUUCUACAAAACUGCCGCAAGUUUAACUCAAAC